AUGGUUGUUCCCCAGCCUUCCAGCCCUGGUGCUGGAGCCGCUCCCCUCAAUCCCACGGCUGCGGCGUUCAAGAUGCCCUCAGCCGCCGACUCAUCUCUUAUCAAUGGAGCCACUCAAUCUGAACAAUCCAAGAGAGCAAAUGGGACUGCUGCUGCAGUACCCCAAGGCUCGAAGAAGAACAAUCCCGACUCGAGACCGGAAGCCGCCCCACGAAGCUCCAUCGCUCAGGAUAUCGCUGAAGCAGGUGCUGGUGUGAAAUUGACCGGCGCACAACUAAAGAAACAGAAGGCGGCCGAGAAGGCGGCCAGGCGUGCAGACAAGGUUGCAGAAAAGGGUGCCGAAGCUCUGGCUCCACCCACGGCAUCAAAAUCCGAGGCUCACAGACGACCCUCGACGACCAAGAGGGAGAGUGACGGUGGCUCUCAUCAUAAGAGAACUUUGUCUUCGAGUGGAAAGAGCCUACCCAUCCGCGGAGGGCUUCAGCAACAGCAGCAGCAACAGGCUCAGGCGUCUGCAGCGCCCGAAAAGGAGAAACACAAGGAUCCCAAGCGCGUCCCCAUGUUCAGUCAUCUCUAUCCAAAGGAGAAGAAAGCAAGUCUGGCGGGUGCAGGACGUGAGAUCCAUCCCGCAGUUCUGUCUUUGGGUCUUCAGCUACGCGACUACGUAAUAUGUGGAGGGAACGCUCGCUGUGUCGCAACAUUACUCGCCUUCAAGAAGGUCAUUCAAGGAUAUAGCACUCCCCCUGGCGUGGCCUUGUCUCGCCAUCUUCUUACCCAUCUCAACCACCAAAUCGCCUAUCUCCGCAACGCACGACCUCUUUCCAUGAGCCAGGGCAACAGUAUCCGAUGGCUCAAGAACCUCAUCUCGACACAGCCAGUCGACUUGACCGACAGUGAGGCCAAGCAAGAUCUCUGCCAGGCCAUUGAUAUGUUUAUUCGGGAGCGCAUAACUCUAGCCGACGAAGUCAUCGCACGAGAAGCGACCGCCCGUAUCGAGGACGGUGAUGUUAUUCUGACAUAUGCAAAGAGCAGCGUCGUGGAAAAGACGCUGAUCGCGGCACAUCGCCAGGGAAAGCAAUUCAAAGUGAUCGUUGUCGACUCUAGACCCAUGUUCGAGGGUAAGAACCACGCGCGAAGCCUUGUCCGCGCAGGGCUAAAGGUCCGAUACACUCUUCUCAGCGCCAUCGCCGACGUCGUCGACCAAGACUCCGUGACGAAAUGCUUCCUCGGCGCGAGCGCGAUGCUAGGAAACGGCUCGCUGUUCUCUCGCUCCGGAUCCGCCAUGGUUGCGAUGAUGGCCAAGGAGUCCUCCAAGAACAAAUCCCGUUCCGUGCCGGUGAUCGUGCUGUGUGAAACUGUCAAGUUCGCCUCCAAGGCCGCCCUCGACAGCAUCGUCAUGAAUGAAGUCGGUGAUCCAGAUGCACUGGUUGAGGUCGCCCAGCCUGAAAUCUUGUCUUCAAUUGGACCUCCUCCCGGCCCUGCAAAUGCUUCCUCUGGUGGUAAAGGAGGCAGCGGUAAGAAACACGUAGGAGGCGCGAAAGAUCGAGACGACGGCAACACGGGAGAUGACUCGGACGAGAAGAAUCCAGCCGGCGGCAACGGUCUCGAGGGCUGGAAGGACCAAGCAGGCCUGUACCUGCUCAAUCUCAUGUAUGAUGUCACGCCGGCGCAAUUCCUAGAUCUGGUCAUCUGUGAGCUCGGCAGCCUGCCGCCGGUCGCGGUCCCGGUCGUUAAUGGCGUUCACGGUGAUGACCAGGCCCUGGCUUGA
This is a messenger RNA of Exophiala aquamarina CBS 119918, 1767 nucleotides long. RefSeq lists its product as uncharacterized. The transcript has a single exon. The coding region runs from base 1 to 1767 and encodes 588 amino acids. NCBI's taxonomy places the organism in Eukaryota, Fungi, Ascomycota, Eurotiomycetes, Chaetothyriales, Herpotrichiellaceae. The record is from RefSeq and is a predicted model, not a curated record.